ACUAUAAUAGAGGCUGUAUUUGACUGUGCUGGAGAACUCCCACAGAGGAUAUCAGGCAGAGAGGACCAAGAUGAGGUCCAUUUCACUGCUUCUGUUGGUUGCUUUAACAGCCCUGGCUGAGUCCAACAUUGAAUACAAUAGGCGUGCCAAAAGGGAGCUUUUAGUGCGCUCUAAAAGAAGAUGGGUUUUGUCCACGAUUGAAUUAGAAGAAGAGGAAGAAGGACCAUACCCAAAACUAAUUUCCAAGAUGUUUAAUAACAUGACGGGGCACCACCACGAGUUCCGAAUAAGUGGAAUGGGUGUGGAUAAGCCGCCACUCGGAGUUUUUGAGAUCCGUAAGGACACCGGAGAAGUUUUUGCCAAUAGAGCUUUGGACAGAGAGAAGUACCCAAAACCCUUUCAUAUCAAGUUUGACAUCGUACACCAACACACAGGAAACCGAUUGGACGAGGAACUAGCUUUUGAUGUGGAGCUUAAAGACAUCAAUGACAACGCGCCUCAAUUUUUCCCUCCUCAAAUGACUGAACAGGUGAAGGAAAGUACACGUGGAACAUACUUGCCAGCGCUACUGUAUGUUAAUGACAUAGACAAGGAGAACACACCUAACUCGCAAAUUUCCGUAAGCGUGAUUUCACAGAACCCAACGCAACCCAAGAUUGGUAUUCAUAAGAUCAAUAGCAAACAGUUCCGACUCACCCUUGACGGAUGUUUCGACUAUGAUAAAGUAAAGAAGUAUGAAGUUAUUGUCAAAGCAAAUGAUCAUGGAGAAGAAAUGAAGUCCUCAACGGCUGUCAUUACUCUCAAUAUUGUUGACACAAACACUCAUCUACCAACAUUCAAAAGCAGGGAGUACCGUGGUGAGGUGCAAGAAGCGUCUAUCAAGGGUGAUAUCUUGAGAAUUGGGGUAGAGGAUAAAGACACUCCUAAAACUCCAGGUUGGAAUGCCAUAUAUUAUUUCAUGGAAGGAAAUGAGGAUGAAAACUACAAGAUUGAAACAGACCCUGACACUAAUGAGGGAAUUCUGAGUGUCAUCAAGAAAAAGGAUUAUGAAAAGACAAACACAGCCAAGCUGAAGGUUGGAGUAAAGAAUGCAGAACCCUUAACUAUUUGUAAAGAUUAUAAAGAUGAUGGCAAAGGAGAAGGGCCUACUCCAGAUUCAGUAACCAUUGAUAUCACGGUGAUCGAUAUGAAUGACCCACCAGUGUUUGACAAAGAUCCAGUUGAUGUGUACCAGAAGGAAGAGGAACAGCCAGGAAUGGUGCUGCACACACCGACGGUUCAUGAUGCAGAGGGGAACCCGAUCAGAUUUGAUCUGCUAGAAGAUCCAGCUGACUGGGUAACCAUUGAUGAAAAAACUGGAACAGUCACAUCAACUAAGAAGAUGGAUAGAGAGUCACCGUUUGUUGAUAACACGACAAACAUUUACAAAAUCCUCAUUCGUGCCACAGAUAAUGGUAAGCCUCAAGGCACAGGUACAUGCACUGUCCGGAUCCACCUGGGGGAUAUUAAUGACAAUCUACCUCAGCUGGUCAACAGAGGUGUUGUUAUGUGUGGAAAUAAGGUUAGCAAGGUCAUGGUGCAAGCCAAUGACUCAGACGCCGCUCCUUACAGUGGGCCCUUUACCUUCUCCCUGGGGGGUGAUGACAAAGAUCUGGCACAGCGAUGGAAAUUCGACCCUGCCACAGGAGAAGAAGGUGGCCUUGUUAGCCUGAAACAACUUCCCUAUGGUAACUAUCCAGUGCCCCUACUGAUUCAGGACCAACAGAACAUGGUUGGACGUGAUACUGUGGAUGUGACGGUGUGUGACUGUGGCGAGAAGAAUGUUUGCAAAGGCAAAGAGCCACUCUCAUCCAGCCUUGGGGCCCCUGGCAUUGGACUGAUCUUUGUAGGACUCCUCUUAUUCUUGUUACUGCUACUCAUUUUUAUGUGUCAGUGUGGGAAGAAGUUCACCAUCCCCACUGCAGAGGACGAGGGUAACCAGACCCUCAUCAAGUACAACCAAGAAGGAGGAGGCUCUGAAUGCAAGGCUGUGCCCACUCUGCCUCUGACACCAACACGCAAUGAGGCUGUGACAGACAGUAUAAAAAUGAGCACCAAACAGAUGUCCCAAACGGCUCCAGUAAUGAUCCAGGACAUGGAUACAUACAACAGCUAUGGACAAACCAUGAUUAACAGUCACAUGAGCUCAACGACCAUGCAGCAUCAAAGAGACACUCUUAGGAGCCAAGGAGGUCAGAACAUGUACUCUGAAUGGAAUACAAACAGGAUAAACACCAACCAGGGAGGCUCAUCGAGACACCACUCUGUCAGCCGGAGGUCAAAUCAACACAUAGCAGGUCACCUUGACAGGAGACUGCACACCAUUAAUGGAAACCAGGCAGACCACCCAGUGUACCAACCCCAUAACUACACCUAUGAGGGACAAGGAAGCAGAGCCCAGUCUCUGGAUGGGCUUUCUCUCAGCAACCAUGGAGACGAUCUGAACUUUCUGAAUGAUUUGGGACCGAAGUUCAAGACAUUAGGAGGCAUCAUGCAUCAGACAAUUCAAGAAAAGAGCUAAAGCUUCAAAAGGCAUCUUGAGUUUUUUUUAUGUUGACCAAUUAUUUUUGCUCCACAUUUGAGAUGUACAUAUAUGACUUUACUAUUGGAGGGAUUGUUUUUUAUUUGUACUUAACAAUUUAAAUGAUAUUAUGGAUUGGUAUCCAAUGGAUUAUCCAGAAGAAGUUGUACUUGUACUUGCUUGCUUGGACUUUGAGUUAAAGCACUGCACUAACUGUUAUGCUCUGGUAAUUUUGAAAACGUAGGUUUUGGCAGGGACUGGGUGUGUAUGGUUAUGUGUUUUUUUUACAAUUUUUUUCACUUCCUUGGCAGCGACUGCUGCCACAUCACAGUGCAUUGGACAGCACACCAUUUCUAGCUUUUGAAGUUUAUUCGUGGCAGUAUUAUUUGGAUUUUUAAAAGUCUGCAUUUAUCUUUACACUCUGCUCUAGAAGAUAUCUUAAAAAGGACUGACAGGAAUGUGACUUGUCAGAAAUCCUUUUUGUUCAAUAGUGACUGGAUAGUGCAUUUGUCCUUGUGGUUGUUAAUCUUCUGUUCAUAUGGCGGUGUGGAUUAAACUUGCUUUUCAUGG
Labrus mixtus (cuckoo wrasse) is the source of this 3130-nucleotide messenger RNA. It is a transcript of the gene cdh26.1, whose product is annotated as cadherin 26, tandem duplicate 1. The coding region runs from base 71 to 2560 and encodes 829 amino acids. The record is from RefSeq and is a predicted model, not a curated record. Gene Ontology annotation, biological process: multicellular organism development; adherens junction organization; homophilic cell-cell adhesion. Gene Ontology annotation, molecular function: calcium ion binding; cadherin binding. NCBI's taxonomy places the organism in Eukaryota, Metazoa, Chordata, Actinopteri, Labriformes, Labridae. Gene Ontology annotation, cellular component: catenin complex; adherens junction; plasma membrane. The transcript is spliced from 19 exons.